GGAGAAUGUUGGGGACUACGUAUCGAGGAGAGUUACAUGAAGUCAAACUGACAAGAGGCAACGUCGUUGUGUAUCUAAUAAAUAAUCAGAAUGGACUUUCACUCAGUAAACAUAUUUCCGUAACUCUAACUGAUUUGGAAAUGUCAGACUCUGAUUUGGAAGAAAGAUAUAACUCAAUAGAAGACAGACUAUUGGCGGGGGAUAAUUUAAAGGCUCUACAGACUAUAUCUUACAUCGCGGACAUCAUACCUCCUGACAAGGAUAAGAGUGCGGUUUUAAACAGACUACUUGAAUACGUCACUCAG
Messenger RNA from Homalodisca vitripennis (glassy-winged sharpshooter), 305 nucleotides. RefSeq lists its product as uncharacterized. The record is from RefSeq and is a predicted model, not a curated record. The annotation marks the transcript as partial. The transcript is spliced from 3 exons. NCBI's taxonomy places the organism in Eukaryota, Metazoa, Arthropoda, Insecta, Hemiptera, Cicadellidae.